AUGGUGGUGUUAGUUUGGUUCUACUUGGGUCUUUAUGAAGGUCGAAGAUCAUAUAAUGGUGGAGUGGGUCUAAUUUGGUUAAAGAUACCUCAAUGGUGGAAUGGGUUAGGUUUAGCUUGGGUCUUAAUGAGGGUUGAAGAUGCUUCAAUGGUGGAGUGGGUUUGGUUCGACUUAGAUCUUAAUGAAGUGUGGUGUGGCUUUGGCGAGUGCUCUUGGUACGUGAAAUGGGUCAAGGUGGUGUGGUGGAUAGAGGUUGAAGAUGAGGAUAUAACAAUGGAUGAAGAUACUUCGGUGGUGGAGUGGGUCCGGUUCGACUUAGAUCUCGAGAAGGUUGAAGAUGCUUUAAUAGUGGAAUGGGUCCGGUUCGACUUGGGUCUUAAUGAAGGUUGA
Dovyalis caffra is the source of this 390-nucleotide messenger RNA. Lineage: Eukaryota; Viridiplantae; Streptophyta; Magnoliopsida; Malpighiales; Salicaceae. The record is from the annotation of a GenBank genome assembly.